Molecule: messenger RNA, 690 nt
Organism: Knipowitschia caucasica
Lineage: Eukaryota; Metazoa; Chordata; Actinopteri; Gobiiformes; Gobiidae
Source: the annotation of a GenBank genome assembly
AUGACACAAGCACAGAUGGGUGCGGCCUCGUCCCCCUUUGAUCUGAACAGAGCAGCAGAAGGACUGGCUCACACAACACAUGUCAGACAAAACUGCAGCAGCGGUAACACUGCAGGCCCGCUGGAGAACAGCCACAUAAGGAGUACAAAAGAGAACGUGUGCUGUAGGGAGACACCAAAGGUAAUGCACAGAUGUCAGCAGACAGCACUCCUCUGGGGGAGCGAGCACUUAGAGCGAUCGAUCCCCCACGCGCCGGCCCGCACGACACCCAGCCCACCCCAGGCCCCGUCGCUAAACACACCCACCGGCCGGGAGAAAUCUCUACACGCACGCGACGCUCUGACGGACCGGGGCGCUCAUCAGGCGACGCAGAUAACUCCAGCGGCCCACCUCUCCACACCGGCGGGCCAUCAAGGCCGAAACAGCACUGUCCCAGGCACCCGAGCGCGCGCCUACCCCCCCCCCCCCGCGUCCGCAGCCUCAAGCCGACGACACACGCCUUCCCACCCCCGCCGCCCCCCCACAACCUCCGGGGGCCCGGGCAUACCAGCACCCUCAGACGCCAGAACGCACGUACUUACACGCGCCGACGCCAGCGGCAGCCCCCCUCGCCGCGAGCAAGGCGGAAGCUCCCAGGCGGCAGCAAUGCGGGGGCAAGGCGGGGUGCGGGUACCAAAACUGGGCGAGUGA